This is a messenger RNA of Ctenopharyngodon idella (grass carp), 7623 nucleotides long. RefSeq names its product SIX homeobox 6a (gene six6a). Gene Ontology annotation, biological process: regulation of transcription by RNA polymerase II; eye development. The coding region runs from base 4570 to 5307 and encodes 245 amino acids. Gene Ontology annotation, cellular component: nucleus; transcription regulator complex. NCBI's taxonomy places the organism in Eukaryota, Metazoa, Chordata, Actinopteri, Cypriniformes, Xenocyprididae. Gene Ontology annotation, molecular function: DNA-binding transcription factor activity, RNA polymerase II-specific; RNA polymerase II cis-regulatory region sequence-specific DNA binding. The transcript has 3 exons. The record is from RefSeq and is a predicted model, not a curated record.
UCAGUAGAAAAAUAUAAUUGACUCAGAGUCAAUGGAAAGUCACUGCCACAACAGAAAAACAAACAUGUUAAGUGAUUGCUGAACUUUAAAAAUAACCCUAUAACAGAUGGCUUUGUCUUUUUAGCUGAUUGGCUAAAAGGAUUAACCUUUGUAUCUUUAUGAGGAUGAAUUAUCUUGGACAAACUCACUCCGCUAAAGACCACCCCUCUCUUUAAGUACAGGAGAGAUACUGAGAGUGAGAACUAGUAUAUUGUUCUUUUGCUGCAGGGCUUAAGGCUUGAUCUCAGGUUUAUGAGUCACUCUCCGCAAGAGUAUCACAGCACAACUCUCAUAGGACAGACAGCAGACGAUCAGAAGACCUAGUGCAGCCACACGCCACAUUUACUCACUACUGUGUGUGUGUGUGUGUGUGUGUGCCUGCUGGGAGUCAAAGUGAGAUGAGUCUCUGCUGUCACUAGCUGUCAGAAUCACUGCAUCACACACACACACAUACAUGUGGUAGUUUCUUUCAUAGAGAUAUGGCCUGCUUCCCUUUGUCUCUUCUCCUUUAGCUCAGUAACACACACAACUUGGACACAUACCUGUCACCAGUGAAUGAUCUGCCUUAAAUCUGUAACGCUUUCCAACACACAAACAUGCAGUUUCCUGAUCUUUCUCAUGAAAAUCAAAAGUGUCAGUUUGGCAUUUGACAUACGCCCCAAGUAGAGGGAUCAAGCCUAGCCGUAAACAUCCUACCGACACACACACGGGCUGACCUUGUCAUCCGCAUACGUACGCACAUCGCUGUUGUCUGUCUGUAAGCUGUGUAGCUGAGCUCAUUCAGCAACAGAAAAGUCUGUUCAUCCACUAUCAGCAAAGGCGGAGAUUAUUUAUUUCUCUGAAAAGCACAACAGCACCAGACAUCCAUAUGUCUGACUUUUAUUUUGCUCUGUAUAAUCAAAUGCUGUAUCUUAGAGAUUACAGAGCAAUGACUUGUCUGCAGGCUUCUGGAUAGUCUGCCAUCUUAGAACAUAUAUCAGUUUUGGUCAAUGUGUAAAUGUUUUGCUUGUCAAAAGGGAAACAAUAUUCUACUAUAUUUUAUUUAGCCGUUUUAUUUUUAUGUGCGCUUCAGCUUAGGGGAGGGUCUAUCCAAAAUAUAUGGAAGCACAUUUCUCUAAAAAAAAAAAUAAUGAAAAAAGGUAAUCGCAACUCUUCUAAUAUUAUUUUUACUUAUUAUUAUUACUAUUAUAUGAUUGUAGCUUUAUUUCUCAUUUUAAACUAAACUUAAACUUGUUUAUUAUUUAAUAUUAAAAUUGUUUUAAAAUAUAUUUUUUUACUUUGGAAAUGGGCUUUUGGGGGAAAAAUUAUUGUAAUUUUAACUGUAAAAGUUAAAAAUGCACUGUAAAAAUGCGACAGUAAAGUAACAGUAAGUUCCUGCUCUCUCUCUCUCUCUCUCUCUCUAUAUAUAUAUAUAUAUAUCAAAAAAUGACAUGUAAUUUUACAGUAAAAUACUGUUAAAUGUACAUUUUUAAAGUACAAAGAACAGAUCAUCUUAUAAUUUACAGUGAAAAGCCAUAAACUGACAUUCCCAGAAUUCCCUGUGAAACUUUACAUUUGAUGGUUUUUAUAUUAGUUUCUUCUUAGUUUUUUGUUAUCAGUUAUGUACAUUAGGGGUUUGUAAUACAUCUUAUGUUGUUAAAUUAAUGUUUUUUGCAUUAUUUUAGUGUCAUUUUUGGUUUGUUACCAUGAUGGUUCAGCAGAAAAUGGCUGUUGGAUUUACCUGUAUAAAAAUUCUUUAAAUAUAAAUUUUUCCAGGUUUUUUUACUGAAUUAUUCUGACAACAACAACUGCCAGUUUGUUUUUUUUUUCCUGUAAAAAGGACAGAUUUUUCUUAACAGUGUGUAUUAAACCCCGUUUACAGGUUUACAGUAAAACAGAAUCUUUAUGCAGGGCUCUUCAUCAAAAAGGUCUACAAAGAUGACAUUAAAAUGACAUAUUCCCUCUUCUGUCAUCACAUCAGGUAUUGACACUCAGUUGUAAAUGAUGCUGUGACAGGCUGUCUCUUUUUCUUUUUUUCAGAUUUUAUAACCAUUUUUGGUGUGAUUGUAAACAAUGUUGGGAGAUAAUUAGCUUGUCUAAAAUAAUUCACUUCAUCAAAUCAUUAACUUCAUUCCAUUAUGAUUCAAAAGAAAAAAGCAAAACAUACGAGGACCACAUACGUCACCAUAAGUCGUACAAGCGUUGUGACUGAGCUGUGGUUUUCAGAUCAGGGGUAAGUGGUGUGUCUGGUUGCUAGGUAACAGUUAAUGUAGACCAAAAAUGGCUGUCUCAUUUGUGUCUGUGAUGGACUAGAUAUUGCAUUGUAGGGUUUAAAAGCCAAGGGUUGUUGUUUUGUUGGUGUUUAAUUUCUGUUAUGCAAAUCAAAAUGCUAAUAGGGGGAUUCCAGUAUUAGUUAGUAGUAACAUUAGCAAUUGGUGUGUGCUGUUUGUGACACUUUGUUUGCACUUGGACUGAAUACAUUUGUACACAUGAAGGUGUAUGUGUUUAAGAAAAAAAAAAAAUAAGAGCAGCAUCAGAGGAACAGAUUUGCUUUUGCUAGUCGCCUUACUGUAUUAUUUUGCAGUUGUGUAGACGCAAUGUAGGCUAUCUUAAAUGUAAAAAAAAGUGAUAUGACAAACUGAAUUCUAAAGAAAUAAACUGGAUGUCUGAUGGAUCCUGUUGUGUUUGGAAAUGGAUGUCGCUUAUCCCAUGUCCUGCUGCUGGAUAACAGAGAGAGAGGGAGCAGGAUAAGCCAGAAGGGUCAUAGGAUAAGAGGUCUUCUCUGUUACCACAAAUCCCAGAUUACAUCCAAACGGGACAAUGCCAUGGCUGGACACCGAUCUGUCAUAAAGACACGCCCACAUGCUCACAGAGGUCUGUAACUCAUCUGGUUUGUCUAUGUACUAAAGCAAGCAAAGACUUUAUUUAAUUGAAUCCCUCAUUCAUUUGCUAUUAUCUGGGCCAGUAGAGUAUUAGCAAUCCACUUCAGCUCCGCCAGACAUGAUAUCUUAAUUAGAACGUAAAUCCCUGGCCUAGGAGUCAUCCAGCGUUCGGCCUCAACCAGCUGAGAGGACAACAGAGCGGAUGGCAUUUUUCAAAUGUGUGUGCGUGAACUCUGUCUAAAAGAAACCGCUGUAUUGACAGAAAGAACAUGGUUUCAGAAGCCCUCUCGUAUGCUGAAUAACAUACAGUAUAGGCCUACUGUUCAAAAGUUUGAGGUUGGAAAGAUUUUUUAAUGUUUUUGAAAGAAGUCUCUUAUGGGUUGCAUUUAUUUGAAUAUGGUGAAAUAUUACAACUUAAAAUAACUGCAUUCAAUUUGAAUAUAUUUUAAAAUGUCAUUUAUUCCUGUGAUGCAAAGCUGAAUUUUCAACAUCAUUACUCCAGGCUUCAGUGUCACAUGAUCCUUCAGAAAUCAUUUUUAUAUGAUACACUGGUAUUCCAUCAACAACUUCACUUUUGGGUUGUGUGAAAAAAUAACAUAGACAGAUAUUGUUUAUAUGUUGUUUAUGUUAUAUGUUGUAUAUUUUAUGUUGUAGCUUAUAUUCUUGUUUUUAAAUAUUCCUGUAUCUAAAUAAUAGAACAUGGUGCUAUAGCAACACCAAGUUCAUGGGUUUGAUCCUCAGGGAACACACAUACUGAUACAAAUAUCUUAAAUGUAAUGUACCUUGAAAGUCGCAUUGGAUAAAAGCAUCUGCUAAAUGCAGAAAUGUCACAGAAUUUUUCUAACAUGCUUUAUUUAUGUGGAGGUUAAGAAUUUAAAGAAUUUAUGGGUUAUGAAUCCUGAUUUUGUGUGUGUGUUGUAUCAGAGAACAAGCAGAUAACAGAACUCUUUGUAUGAGUGUCACUCCUUAUCUUUACUCUCUCUCUCUCUCUUUCUCUCUCAGUCGUUCAGGGAUAGCGGUGUCAGGCAUUAUAUGUGUGGAAUCCUUAUUAUUCAGCUCGUGCGCGCUGCAUCCCGGGCUCGCGCUUUGGCAUGACGCUGAGUGUCAGUCAUUUCGCCACUGAAGUUACGGAGCACAAGCAAAGAACACUCCUUCCCAUCGUUUUAUCGACGACUCAGAGGGGGUUGCUUCCAGAUUUCCACCAAACGACAACAUUACAUUCGGCGUCUCUGAGCACAAACGUAAAGGUCAAAAUGACGCUUUGACGUUUUCACUGAAAGGCGCUGUUGCGCGCUGGGUGGUGCUGAAAUCUAGUGCAGCUUCACGUGUGAUUGGCAAACCUGACAGUGAUUGACGUGUGUCUAUGGCAACCAGGCAGCCAAUCUAACAACUCCAAUAGAAUAGCGGCAGCAGGGGCUAAAUGUUCUUUUAUUUUGCUCCUCAGAAAACACCUUGCUUCCAGUUUUUUAUGUUCACACUCAAUCAAAGAAGAGAUUUUGCCGUCCAGGCUGCUUGAGCCUGCCGCACGGCAUCGCUCCCCGGCUCGUUUUGUGACACGGCUGUUAACUUUUGCCGUUUUCUGACAGACAGGCUGAACAAAAAAACGAGCGAGACAGACGAGGAGCAACACCAGAAAGGAGGGCCAAAGAAGAGAGAGAUUACAGUCUCCAUGUUCCAGCUGCCCAUCUUGAAUUUCAGCCCCCAGCAGGUCGCGGGGGUCUGCGAGACGCUCGAGGAAAGCGGCGACGUGGAGAGGCUCGGCCGCUUCCUCUGGUCACUCCCGGUAGCGCCGUCCGCCUGCGAAGUCCUCGGGAAGAACGAGUCUGUCCUGCGCGCGCGAGCGGUCGUGGCCUUUCACGCGGGCAACUUCCGCGAGCUCUACCACAUACUGGAGAACCACAAAUUCACCAAGGACUCACACGCGAAGCUGCAGGCGCUCUGGCUCGAGGCGCAUUACCAGGAGGCAGAGAAACUCCGUGGGCGUCCGUUAGGACCCGUGGACAAGUAUCGCGUCCGAAAGAAGUUUCCACUGCCUCGGACGAUAUGGGACGGUGAACAAAAAACACACUGCUUUAAGGAGAGGACGCGGCAUCUGUUGAGAGAGUGGUACCUGCAGGACCCUUACCCGAACCCGAGCAAAAAAAGAGAGCUGGCGCAGGCGACCGGACUCACACCCACACAAGUGGGCAACUGGUUUAAAAACCGGAGGCAGAGAGACCGAGCGGCAGCGGCCAAGAACAGGCUACAGCAGCAGGUUCUGUCCGGUGGCUCGGUCCGAUCGCUGGGGGACGAUGACACCACAGUAGACCGCCUGGGUCCAGCUUCAAGCCCAGAAGUCAGUCUCUCGAGCAAGGCCGCCACCUCCGCCAUCUCCAUCACCUCCAGCGACAGUGAAUGUGACAUCUAGCGUGACAGGCUUCAAAAGAGCAAACAGAAGAACUGUAAGAGACAAUCUAACAACUACAAAAAUUUAGUGCCUGCAACCGGCCCAAAGAGAGGCUAAAAUGAAGGAUGGAAAAAUAGCAUCACAAUUUCAUUUUCCAUUCGUUGAUGUGAUCAACAAAAUGCGCAGUGCUUCUCAAGAAGACAGGUAAAGGGAGUUUUUGAAAGACAAAAAAAAAAAAAAAAAAAAUCUUCAUAGGCUAUCUGAGGGCCGAACCUAUUACUGUAUGUGCGUACUUUAUCAUGAAAAGACUGAAUAAUGUUUUAAUGUUCACUUGUUUUUUUUAAUAUAUAAAACGAUGUUUAUUUGCUUAUUUAAAAUAUCAUCGGCCCCUAGGCCUUUUAUUUGUGUGCUUUUUUUUAUUAUCAUUUUUGUUGUGCGUAAUGCUGAGCGUCGUGAAUUUGAAAAAAAAAGAUAAUCAUGAUUGAAAAAAUAAAAUCACUGUUCAACUAAAUAACGAUCGCAAAAUCACAACGGUAUUUUCUUUACGACACUUAUUCCAAUGUGUCCAGUGACAAAAACUGAGCCAAGUAAUAUGUGUUAUUUCAUGUUUGUUUUUAAAUUGUUGUCCAUGUGUCAAUCCGAAAGUAAACAUAUGCAGUUCAAAAUGUGAAUGUCACAUGCUGCAGAACAGAUUUAGAACAGACGGGGAUCAAAUAUGUUGCAUGUUUUAAUGCCUCUCUGCGAGCUCAAUCUCUCUCACACUCGAGCAGUAAUUGGCUAAAACGCUUCGCGUGGUGUAAUGCGCUCUGACAGCACAGGGUCAGCGAAAGGCCGAGACGCUCUCCCGGAUGUCAACACAACCUAAGCUGUGAUCUGCUGUUUAAACAGAACCUACUAGUGGCCCAAGCAAGCUUCAUACAAAUAAUUUAUUAUCAAAGGAGUUUGGCACUGCUGCCAAUUGCUGAAAGUACACUUUGUUUAUUUUUUAAAAUUUAAUUUACGUGGCUAUAAUAACUUACUAUAUUUUUCUUUAAAUCUAGUAGGUUUAUUCGCCUUGUGGCAUUGUUUAGAUUUACAUUCAUCGACUGUUAGGCUAUAAUCACAACAAAAUACUUAAUUGUUUACUUAAUAGGCUACUUAAUUAACUUUAAAAAACAAACAAACAAACAAAAAAACCCCCAUCGUUUUCGUAAUUAUUUUCAAAAAGAAUGGUUUAUCUUUGUCAAGUGCCAGAAGCUAUAAAAAAAAGAAAAAGGAAACCUAUUCGUUUUUUAUAGCCUUCCAAAUUUUUCAUAUUUAGAUGAAAAAUAAAUGGUUGUAAAUAUUUUAUGAUAUUUUAAAAGCACGGCCACGCUGUUCUUAGUGCUCAAAUCUGUUUAAGGUGUUUAUGUCGUAAAUGAGGGAAGGAGCAGGCGCAAAAACACAGCGCCUCUGUUUCCCAACUGCCUGAAGAGUUCACGGCGCGCACCUGGGUUUAACCCGCGCCAUUCAUUAACGCUCCCAAUAAAAAGCACAAGCUGUAUUUUUCAAUCUUCUUUCAGUCUGAACAACGGCGGGGCCAAACCAAGUGUUCCUUCCGAGAAAAAGGAGAAAAUAGGAGCCAAAGCAAGGGAGGGGAAAGGAGCACGGCUUUAUUUAAACACUGGAUACAGAAUGGUGGAAAAUUUCCGUUUCUUUUGAGCUCUGGGGAGUGCAGGGUGGGACGAUGAAAAAGUCUUUUUAGCAGUCAAUAAGGUUGUCAAAUUGGUCAACGGUAAUCAGCACUAAUGACGAGCUGGAGAGGGCCGAGCUAACAAAGAACCACCCCGCCUUCCCCUCCCCAAAGCCUCAGCAUGAAAACUCUCCGCCGGGGGUUGCCAGAGGUACAGAAAUCCAAACUUUUUUCAUUUGUGUGAGUGAGUGUGUGACGUUCUGGGACGUUUAAUUGAGGAGUUCACUGUCUAGAAGUCUAAUAAUCAUAAUAAUAUACCCAAUAAACCUCAUUUUAUCACUUUCGAUGGAACACUAAAAAAACAGCAAUGUCAGUUAUUUACGCUUCUAUAGCAUAGUUGUCAUUCUGCAAGUGGAAAGAAAAUGGCCAAAUAAGCCUAAAAAAUAUAACGCUUAUGUAGGCCUAUAUGUAAAUAAACCCAAGGUCCCAUUUGAAAAGGACGUGUACAUAUUCAUACAUGUAGCCUAAGGCUGCCUGUUAAGUGUUGGUGACUAUUUAAAAUGUACAAGUCUUGUAUAUUCCUCUCAGUGAAGACGAUUUUUCUAUAAUUCCCAAUUGUUUGUGUGAACUACACUUUUUUUGUUUCUGUAGUCACUGCAAAAUACAACUUGAAAGUUGCCUGUUAA